Molecule: messenger RNA, 873 nt
Organism: Fomitopsis serialis
Lineage: Eukaryota; Fungi; Basidiomycota; Agaricomycetes; Polyporales; Fomitopsidaceae
Exons: 6
Coding region: 79-873 (264 amino acids)
Molecular function (GO): protein binding
Source: RefSeq, a predicted model, not a curated record
CCGGAGAACUUGCCUGGAACUCCCUACUUACUUACUUCUAAGUUCUAGCUUGCACUCCUUACCUGUGACACACCAGCCAUGGCCGAUACUAUCUCUCAUCCAACGCCAGAACCAGAAACAGAGCACCCCCACCUCCACGGCUCAGACGAUGCGUCAGACCAAGAGGCUCGCGUCCAGAGAUGCCUGCGCGACGCGGAUGAGCUGAAACAAGAGGGAAACGGGCACUUCCGCGCAAGACGGUGGAACGAGGCGUUGGCAGCAUACAGGUCGGGCCUCGGACGGCUGCCGAAAAGGCGACUACUAGAGACGGAGAAGGGGAAGGAGAGGGAAAUGGCAGACGCAGAUGAUGAUGAUUUAGAUGAGGUUGCAGAGUCGGAGGACUCGGAGGCGAAGGGGAAAGGCAAGGAGAAGGCGGAGGUGGUGGAAGAGGAGCUUGCGCAGACACCAUCUGUUGAGUCUGAGCUGGAGUGUGCGCGCGCGAGGGCGGUCAUGAACGCGAAUAUUGGAGCGUGCUACGUGAAGCUUGAAGAAUGGAAGGAGGCCGUGUCUGCGUGCUCGGAAGCCCUCAAGGAUGAUCCUAACUAUAUCAAGGCUCUGCAGCGACGAGCGUCGGCGAACGAAAGAUUGGCAGCUGAUUACAAUACCCUCCUCACGGUCCUUCCGUCUGACGCGCCCCAAAGUGCUGACAUCAAACGAUCUCUCGCGUCACUGGCCCCUCGAAUAGAGGCGGCGCAGAAAGCAGAGACGGCUGAGAUGCUCGACAAGCUGAAAGGGAUGGGAAACAGCAUCCUAGGGCGGUUCGGUCUGUCGACGGAUAACUUCCAGUUCACUCCCAAUGGGGAGGGCGGAUAUUCGAUGAACUUCGCCAGGUGA